Parus major (Great Tit) is the source of this 2836-nucleotide messenger RNA. RefSeq names its product sodium channel and clathrin linker 1 (gene SCLT1). The transcript has 21 exons. The record is from RefSeq and is a predicted model, not a curated record. Gene Ontology annotation, cellular component: centriole. Bases 285 to 2300 code for a protein of 671 amino acids. NCBI's taxonomy places the organism in Eukaryota, Metazoa, Chordata, Aves, Passeriformes, Paridae. Gene Ontology annotation, biological process: cilium assembly; clustering of voltage-gated sodium channels.
CCCUCGCCGCUUGUGGGGCUCCGCCGCGGGGCCCUGGAGCGGGCCGUGGCUCCGCUGGUAGCGGGGCUGCGUCCUUCCCAAGCGGCGGUGCUGGCACCGGGGCUGCGGGAAGGCAGCGGAGGGGCGGCUCUCCCUGCCGCCCCCGCACCGGGGCACCGGCGGGUGAGGGGAGCUCCUGCCGCCGCCUUCCGCUUCCCUCCCCGCCAGCGGCUUUUCCCCCGGGGCUUCGUGGAGUUUGUUUGGGGAAAGCUCGGAGCAAGGCACGGCCGGGUAAGAGGCUAAAAAUGGCACUUGGACACUAUGAAACCAAUGAGGUUCUGAGAGCUACUGCUGAGCAGGAGCAUUCCCAUGUUGGUGAUGGAGCAUCAGGAUCCAGGAUGAUGGACCAAAGCUUGUCAGCUCUAGUCACAGAGUAUGGGAAACGUGUGGCUGAAAUGAAAGAGCAGCUGCAGCUUUAUCAGGCACAAAUGGGUGAGAUGACGCUAAAAUUGGAAGAAGUCACCAAGGAAAAUGAAAGGCUGCAUGCAGAGUUGAAAGAGCCUCUUGAGAAGCAACUGGAGGCUCUUCCUUUUGUGCAUCUGGAAACUGAUAUUCCUGCAGAUGAAGGCACAGUGAGAGCCCUUCAAGAGCAACUACAGCUGGAAAAGCAAGAAAAAGACCAAGCAGUUGAGCGCUGGCAGAUGUUGUCACUGGAGCACGAUCGACUUCAGCAGCAGUACCAGGAGUGCCUGACUAAAACACAGAUUCUCAUGAAUGAGAGGAAAAAGCAGAAUGAUCAACUGACUAGCUUUCAUCAGCUGACUCGCCAGCUGCACAUGGCCAAGGAGAAAAUAGAAUUGACCAAUCAGCAGUUUCUGAAAACUGUGACAGAACAAGAUGUGGAUCUAGAGAAGCUACGAAAGCAACUGAGGCAAGCCAAAAGAGAUGCACAAGUAGCAAAUGCUAAGCUUGAAGAAAUAAUGGCAUUGAAAGAAAAGCUUCACAGCCAAUUGGAGAGAAAGGAAGAAGACAGGAUAUCUGCCCAGGAGAGAGAAACAGCAUCUGACAAACGCUUGCAGCAAAUGCAGUCUAGUAUAAAACAGUUGGAAAUAAGAUUGUGUGUGACUGUUAAAGAUGCUGAACAACUGAGAACUGAAAAAGUAGCCCUGGAGGAACAGAUUAGAGAGCUUCAGGCCAAGUCUGCCAGUCUAGAAAGUGAGACAUAUGAUGCUGUUGCAAAAGUCCAAGAUUGCAUACAGCUCUUAGAAGAAGCUAACCUAGAAAAAAGUCAGGCACUCUUUGGGGAGAAACAAAAGGAAGAAGAGAUCAAAAAACUGCAGGAUGAAAUGUCUCAACUUGCAGAAAAUACUGCUGCAAGAAUUAGGAAGGAAGUAGACACUGCAAAGAAGCAAUGUAACAUGCAGGUUUCUCGGCUAACAGAGGAAGUUUCAGCUCUUCAGAUGGAAUGUGGAGAAAAACAGAGUCAAAUUGAACGAAUCAUUAGAGAAAAGAGAGCAGUGGAAGAAGAACUUGAAAAGAUUUACAGGGAACAAAGAGAGCAUGAACCUGACAGUAGAAAGCUCGAGCAACUGCAUCAGAAGUAUUUACUUGCAGAAGCUGCCAAAGAUGACCUUCAGCGGAGUCUACAGAUGACACAAAAUAAACUGAAACAACUGGAAAUGAACUCUGAGGAAGAGAAAUCUCGUUACCAGGAAGUUAUCUGUAAAUUGCAAAGCACUCUGGAUUCAGAAAGAGAAAAGAGUGCCUUUGUCAGUGAACAAAGACUAAAACUUCAGCAAGAGAACGAACAAUUGCAAAAUGAAAUGGAUGGUUUGAGAAAACUGGCAGUAGAGGCUCAACAAAAAGCUAAAAUAAAGAUAAGUACAAUGGAGCAUGAGCAUGCAGUGAAAGAGCAUGGCUAUGAAGCUCGACUCAAGGAGAUGGAGGACACCAGUCACAAAUCCACUGCUGAGCUCAGACGUCUCUUAGUAGCUCAGCAAAAAGCAACAAACCGGUGGAAAGAAGAAACAAAAAAACUCACUGAAACUGCAGAAGCCAGGAUCAGCAAGCUGAAAAGUGAGCUGCAUCAACAAAAACUCCGUAGCCAGGAGCUCAUUUCCCAGCUGGAAAUAGCAAAUGAGAAGGUAACUGAGGAUGAGACGCUGAUGAUGGAAUAUCGGGAAUACAUUGACAGGCUUCAGAGGCGGCUGAGCCAGGCAGAACAGAGAGCAGCCACAGCAUCCCAACAGGUACCCACCUCACAGAAAGUGUUAUCCAAGCACAUGGAAUAUGCAGAAGUACUCACUUUACAUCAUUCCUGAGGCAGAGCUCAGCCUGGUAUCUACACAGAAUAAAAAAGCUGUUUCCCUGAAGGAUCUGGAAAAUAUUUAAACAUGUGUUUUUAUCAUUCACCACGUUGGGAGUUAGGAGGGUUGCUGGAGAAACUUCAUAUUGGAGCACUACAGUCAAAAGAACAGAAAAGCUUGUAAAACUUAAAACAAAUUCUGGUUUAUUCCAGUAAGAAAUGUAGGAGAUGAAGAUCCUGUCUCUGUAUGCACAAUAAAGAUUGGAAGAAGACUGCAAAAUAUUGUCAUUCAAGUCCUUUAAUGUAGCAAAUGAAAAAAUCUCACACAGUGCUGAGGGCACAUUCAGGGUUUUUAGGUUUAAAAUCCUCCAGCUCCAACUGUGACAAGAUUGUGUACAGGGAAGGGAGUAGGCAGCACUCAAACUGAAAUUCAUCUCUGCUUUGCUCACAUGCAGUCAGUAUCUUUAAUUUUGCUUUAUGGUGCAGGUAACUUGGGAACAAUUUGAAGAUCCUUUAUGAAUUGUAAUUAAACUCAUUAUAUCAUGAACGUCA